UCACGUAAUGCAAUAGGCUUCACUAGUCCUUGAGCAACAUCUACCAGACCAAAAAAAAAAAAAAAAAAAUCAAGCAAGCAGAGGGGAAAAAAACACACUGCGUGUUCGAAAACAAAGAGCAAAGUUCAUAUCAAACCAAAUACUAAGAAUGUGCCAAAAAAAGGUUCACUCCCCUGUUAGUAGGAUGACUGCUUCAUAGCACUCAGGAUUUCAGAUGGUCCUGCGGGUUGACCUGGGAUAACAGCAGUGUAAGGCUCGUGGCGUCCUGACAAACUGGAUCACACAGCAGCCAGCAUGUUCAAAAGUGGGCUGAAGAUCAUGGGGAUCACCCCUGAUCUGUUCCCGGAAACACCCCUGGUGCCGUCGCUGCCCGCAAUAUCGUCGGCGCGAGCCGGCCCUGCCCCUCAUAAGCCCCAGAGGCGCAGCAGCAGAAGUGACAGUGCUGCCAGGCCCCGCCCGUUGCGCUCAGCCCCCAGGCCAGGCCCCAACAGAGGCAGCAUGGAGGUGGGCAUGCGCGUGGUGCGCGGCCUGGACUGGAAAUGGGGAAACCAGGAUGAUGGUGAGGGCCAUGUGGGCACCGUGGUGGAGAUCGGGCGGCAGGGCAGCACUACCACGCCAGACAAGACAGUGGUGGUGCAGUGGGACAGCGGCACACGGACCAACUACCGCACUGGCUACCAGGGUGCCUACGACCUGCUGCUUUAUGAUAAUGCUCAAAUAGGCGUGCGUCACUCCAACAUCAUCUGUGACAGCUGUAAAAAGCAUGGCAUCAUGGGAAUGCGAUGGAAGUGCAAAGUGUGCUUCGACUACGACCUGUGCACCCAGUGUUACAUGAACAACAAGCAUGACCUGAGCCACGCUUUCGAGCGCUAUGAGACAGCACACUCCCAGCCAGUGAGCUUGGCGCCGAGGCAGAACCUCCCACGGAUCAUCCUCAAAGGAAUCUUCCAGGGGGUUAAAGUUGUUCGUGGACCUGACUGGGACUGGGGAAACCAAGACGGCGGGGAGGGUAAGGUUGGGAAGGUAGUGGAUAUUCGCGGCUGGGACACAGAGUCUGGUCGCAGCGUGGCCAGUGUCACCUGGUCUAACGGCACCACCAAUGUCUACCGAAUGGGCCACAAGGGCAAGGUAGACCUCAAAUACGUGUCUGACGGCCAAGGAGGCUUCUAUUACAAAGACCACCUACCAAAGCUUGGAGAGCACGCGGAGUUGCAGCGCCAGGAGAGCGCUGAUGGCCACUCCUUCCAGCAGGGCGACAAGGUCAAAUGUCUCUUGGAGGUGGACAUCCUGCGACAGAUGCAAGAGGGGCAUGGAGGGUGGAACCCUAAAAUGGCAGAGUACAUUUGCCGGAUCGGGACUGUUCAUAGAAUCACUGACCGAGGAGAUGUCAGAGUCCAGUAUAGCAACAACAUCCGCUGGACUUUCCAUCCUGGGGCCCUCACCAAGGUGAACACUUUUGGAGUCGGUGAACUAGUAAGAGUACUGGAGGACAUGGAGAGUGUGAAGAGACUGCAGGCUGGCCAUGGAGAGUGGACAGACAGCAUGGCUCCUGUGCUUGGCCAGGUUGGGAAGGUGUUGAAAGUAUAUGCGGAUGGAGACCUGCGGGUGGCAUUUGGAGGUCAGACGUGGACGUUUAAUCCAGCGUGCCUCUCGGCCCAACCCGUGGAGGUGGACGCCAACCUCAUGACGGCCGAGAACCCCAGCGAAUCUGGAAGUACUGUCAUCUCAGUGUUGGAGAAGCUGCUGUCUCAGUCCACGGAGCAGGACAAUCCCAGCCGGUUGGUCAUUGAGGCAGCACAUGGCAGUGCCAGCAAAGUGCGGGAAUUGGUGCAGAAAUAUCCUGACAAGGUGGAUAUAAAGAACCAGGGCAAGACUGCGCUGCAGGUCGCUGCUCACCAAGGCCACAUGGAGGUGGUGAAGGCCCUGCUGCAGGCCAACGGCUCCAUCGAGGUCAAGGAUGAAGAUGGGGACACAGCGUUACACUACACUGCCUUCGGAAAUCAGGCAGAGAUCACACGGCUGCUGUUGAGCAAGGGGGCAAACGUCAACCUCCUGAACAACUCCAUGUGCACGGCGCUCCACAUCGCUGUCAACAAGGGCUUCACUGACGUGGUGCGAGUGCUGACCGAACAUUCGGCUGACGUCAAUCUCCAGGACUCGUAUGGGGACACACCUCUCCACGACGCCAUUGCUAAAGAUUUUCGCAAUAUCAUUGAGAUCCUGGUCGUGGUGCCCAACAUUGACUUCACUCAGCAGAACCACAGAGGCUUCAACCUGCUGCACCAUGCUGCCCUCAAAGGAAACAAACUGGCCACAGAGAAGAUCCUAGCCCGAGCACGGCAGCUAGUGGAUGUUAAGAAGGAGGACGGCUUCUCCGCGCUGCAUCUGGCUGCCCUCAACAACCACAGAGAUGUCGCCGAGAUCCUUAUCAAGGAGGGACGAUGUGACAUAAACAUCCGCAACAACCGCAACCAGACACCGCUGCAGCUGGCGGUGACGCAGGGCCACACGGACCUGGUGCAGCUGCUGGUGGCCGAGGGCGCAGACGUCAACAUGGAGGACGAGGACGGUGACACAGCCAUGCACGUGGCCCUCCUCCGCCCACAGCUGGCCAACGUUAUGCUCAGUCCUAUUGUGGGAACCAGCAGCACUGAGGAGAGCAGCGAAGGAUGUUCCUCCACGUCGCUCUACUGCAGGCUGAGCGCUUCGGGUCUUCUGGGGAAUACCGAGCUCAACGUCGGAGUCGCUAUGGCUUGUUUUCUAGCACAGGAAGGGGCUGACAUCAACUAUGCCAACCACAAGGGCAAGAGUCCUCUGGACUUUGUGGCAGACAGCACAAUGUUGCAGCUCAUCAAGAGCUUCUCUGAGAAGCACAGGUUGCAACGUUUGCAGGCCAUCACGUGUGGACAGGGCUUGAGCAGUGCUAGCCUGCGGCGGGUCCACACAACACCCAACACCAUGACCAACCUGGUUCUUCCCACACCGCCGGGGCCCAGCGAAUGCCUCAUCUGCUCCGAGCUGGCUCUGCUGGUUCUCUUCUGCCCCUGCCAGCACAGUGUGGCCUGUGAAGAGUGUGCCCAUCGAAUGAAGAAAUGCAUCAAAUGCCAAGUCACAAUCACUAAGAAAAUUAGACAAGACCAAACAGAGGUGGAUUGCAGUCCUGGCAAUGAGAACUCGGAGCAGCACAACCUGCUGGAGCAGCUGCAGUCCCGCUACCGCCAGAUGGAGGAGCGGAUCACCUGCCCCAUCUGCAUCGACAACCACAUCAAGCUGGUCUUCCAGUGCGGACACGCCUCCUGCAUCGACUGCAGCGCUGCGCUCAAGACCUGCCCAAUCUGCCGGCAGACCAUCCGUGAGCGAAUCCAGUUGUUCGUCUGAGCUUCUCUGUCGUCUCAGCUCUGAAUGGCCCAAAGAGGAUGUGAGUAUGUUGGAGGGGGUUGGAGAGAAGUGAGGGUGAAGGUUGGAGCGGGCAGCUGUUGCCUUUGAAGACCCAGUGACCUGCAUCUGCCUGUCGCACCCUCCUGCUCAUCCCUGCCACAGGUAAUCAAAUACUCACUCAGCCCAUGUUGCUUUACUAUAAGACGCUGUGUUACAUCGCUGAGAGUCCGCUGUUCGUUACAUUUUGAGUAGUUUCCCUCUCGAGCAGCGCGGGCAGGAACACGUCGAUCACUUUAACUUUGUUUUCAGUGUCAGAACUGAGAUUCUGCCGAGCUCGGCGAGACGCAGACGUGGCGAAGUUGUGAGGCGACGCUGCCACUUUGAAUACUCUAAUUGUUAAGCCUGGAGAAAAAGGCCCCUUACUUCUUCUUUUCCACCUCCUGUAAUCUGUCCUGUCUUUGCUGCUUUAAGUGGAUGUCUGUUACCCAUCAUCCUCUCUGGCUGUCUGGCCUCUUCUGUUUACAAGGCUGCACAGAAUCAGUCCCCAUGUUUUCGCCCCCUUGGCCUGUCCUGUGAAUUCUGUUUGCUCUCAUUUGUAUCAAUCUCUUAAUAAUCAGUGUUAGUCUCUGCAGAGGGAGUUGGUAUAACUAAACACUCUCUUUAUAGUCCCCAGCCACUCGCCUGUAUGCAAGGGGAAAUACACACUAUAUAUGCAUGAGUAUAUGCAUAUUGUAAAGCUGAAAAUGACUGUGUCGUCAUGGGUGAUUUGUUGUUGUUGUUGUUGUUUAAUUUCUCUCUGGUUACAUUUGUGGUUUUUAAUGUACCGAUAAGUACAGAUUUUUAUUUAUGUGUGAAAGGUGGUAUUACUUAGUAAUGUCCUUUUCUCAGUUGGUGUUUGCUCGGCAAAAAUGUUAUUGUUUCUACUGAAAUUCACCCCAAGCCUAUGUCCUCUACUCAGGGUAUCAAAUUAUUGAAAGCACUUGUGAUAUCCAUAAAUGGUUGAUAUCCCCCCUCACCACCCCUCCGACCCAACAACCACUAUCAUGGAGCUAACAGUGUAUCACAUCAUUUUAGUGGAGGGUCACUGAAAGAAAAGGUCAUUAAUAACUAAUCAUAAAUCUGUGGAUGGUGUCUCAAAAUUCAAGAGAAAACACUCAAUUCACUUUAUUAACCCUGAUUUUGUUUCUUCUCAUUAGUGAAAUGAAUGUUUGCAGAGGAGUAUCUGCAACAAACAUUUUAUUCCAUUUUUACUCCAAAAAAAUGCAAGAA
Molecule: messenger RNA, 4647 nt
Organism: Toxotes jaculatrix (banded archerfish)
Lineage: Eukaryota; Metazoa; Chordata; Actinopteri; Toxotidae
Gene: mib2
Product: MIB E3 ubiquitin protein ligase 2
Exons: 19
Coding region: 295-3378 (1027 amino acids)
Biological process (GO): protein ubiquitination
Cellular component (GO): cytoplasm
Molecular function (GO): ubiquitin-protein transferase activity; zinc ion binding; protein binding
Source: RefSeq, a predicted model, not a curated record